Molecule: messenger RNA, 6554 nt
Organism: Hypanus sabinus (Atlantic stingray)
Lineage: Eukaryota; Metazoa; Chordata; Chondrichthyes; Myliobatiformes; Dasyatidae
Gene: glt1d1
Product: glycosyltransferase 1 domain containing 1
Exons: 12
Coding region: 194-1219 (341 amino acids)
Molecular function (GO): glycosyltransferase activity
Source: RefSeq, a predicted model, not a curated record
AGUUGCCGGCCGGGAUCGCUGGUUCCUCCCGGGCGGUAGUUGGGGCUGUUCUGGGGGUCCCCCUCACCCCCAAGUUUGUUCAUUGACAAGGCUGGCGCCUCCCCCCAGACGACAGCUGCGGGAGCCUGCUGACCGCUAAUGGUGUUUUAAAGUGAGAGGGGGCUGGCUGUCUGCCUCCUCCCAACAGCCUGCAAUGAAGUUGCUCUUUCUCGCCAGCCUGAGUCCCCGGACUGGCAACAUGACGACGGCUCGGAGGAUCUGCGACUAUAUACAGGAGGGCGGCCAUCUGUGUACACUGAGAGACAUAGGUGAUUUUAAAUCGUCCUCUGAAGUUGCAGACUUAAUCUCUGAGGAUAAGUUUGAUGCAGCGCUGAUAAUUCAUCUUUACAAAGCAGGAAGAUUGCUGUUAGACAGUAGUGUGCCAUAUGGAGCUAUAUUUGGUGGAACUGACGUUAAUGAAGAUAUCAAGGAUGCAAAGAAACAUGAAAUCAUGGGGACUAUCGUGCAGAAAGCUAGGUUCCUGGUGGCUUUCACAGACCAGUUGAAGAAAACAGCAGAGCUUCAUUGGCCAUUAGCUGGAAGCAAGGUUCAUGUGCAGCCUCAAGGUGUGGUGACUAAGCCUUGUGUAAAAUUUAACUGGGGGGAGUUCCUUCAAAAUUCAGGGAUUCAGUUCACGAGUAGUGAUCCAUACAUCUUCCUUUUGGUAUGUGGACUUCGACGAGUUAAAGAUCCACUCUACUUGGUAGAUGCUUUCUCAGCUUGGCAUGAAAGGGAACCAUGUGUUCAUUUGAUUAUUAUUGGACCCGAGGUUGAUGCAGUGUUUGCACAACAGGUGAAGGCUAAGGUCAAGGGUGCUCACGGGGUCUAUUUAGUUUCAGAAAAACCCCAGACUGAGCUGCAUGCUGCUAUGAGGGAUUCCUUUGCUGUAGUAAACAGCUCCAUCUCUGAAGGGAUGUCUGCUACAAUUCUAGAGGCAAUGGACCUUAAAGUUCCAGUGCUGGCUAGGAAUAUACCCGGCAACAGAGCAAUAGUAAACCAUGAACACACGGGCCUUCUCUACUCUCAUCCACAGGAAUUUGUUGAAUUAUCAAAAAGACUGAUGAGUGAUAGUGGUUUGAAGAGGAGCAUCGUGACUAAAGCCAAGGAGUAUGUGGAGAAACAUCAUUCCAGGAACUCUGAGAGGAAGACUUAUCAAGAACUUGUCAGUGAACUGCUUUAAGUGACACUGGUCAGAUUGAUAUUUGAGUGCAGUUCUUUAGAUUUGCUGCUUUGGUACAUCACAACUAGAGAAGGAGGCGUUUGUAAUUAAUGAAUAUUUAUAGAGGGAUGAGAAUAGUUUUUAAAGAAAUAUAAUUUUUUAUGUAUAAUUGUUGAUCAAGUGAAAUACAUGAUAGUUUACUCCUGAUUUAUGACAAUAUGGCUUGUGUGGCUGGUUGAUCCUAAACUUGUCCAUCCAGCUUACCACACAAAUUUUAUUUGUUUUUCUAAUCUCUGAGGUAUUAAGAUAUAAAUUUGGUAGUGAGAUAUUGUGUCGUACCAAACAAAUAUGGUCAGCCAGUGGUGUAGUGACAUCCACACUGGACUUCAAGAUGAGUGGCCCCAGGUUCGAAUCUGGCUGGUUCCUUGCAUGCUUUCCAUCCGUGUUGGGUUGAGAGUCGAGCUCGCCACUUGGCCUCAAAAAUACACACAAAAAUGCAAAAGAAACAUUGAGGUUGCCACCCGAUGUUCCACAAGGUGCAGAAGGGAAUAACAACCAAUCAAAUAAGCCCCAAGUUGUGCUUCCUUGAGUCAGUCACAUUGUCCUGACCUUUGUACAGUUUAAUAAUUCAAACCACAGUGUUUAGUACUAGAAGUUAUCACAAUCUGAUUUUUUUACAAAUGAUUUUUAAGUCAACAUCAAGGGUAAUCUGUGCAAGUUUACUUUCCAAUACACUUUGGAAGAGGAGAAAAUAAUAUUUUUAAAUACAAUUGUUAAUCAUGUCAGGACAGUUUUAGCAUCAAGAGUGUGUCGCUGCACAGUGAUAGUGCAGUUUAGAAAUCCUGUAUCACUACCAGUAGUCUCAGUCGUCAAGAAUCUCCUGAAGAUGAGUUAUAUCCCUCAAAUUCUUCAUUUAUUUUCAAUUAUAAAUCAGUUCCCAGAUUAAAGGAAAUAAUGUAUAAAUUGAAUUAUAACUAAGCUGCAAAUGACCAGUGGAGAGAAGAUGGGUCUGAAAAGGAUCUUAUCCAAAGUAUGACUAUAUCUCUUCACUCGGCAAUUGCUAGAUAAAGAAUGUAUUUCUAACUAUAUAUUUUGGUCCAUAUUUUUGGCCUUGCAAUAGAUCCUGACUGAAUGAUUUUCUGUAGCAUCUAUAAGUCAGAGAUUUGUAGGUUUAUACUCACCUUUGUGUCCAUCAUUUCAUUAUCUGAUCACAUUUUGUUUUAUUUGCACAACUCGACAGUUACUAUAAAUUAAUGUGAGUGGGAAGCAUAUUAUUCAGUCAAUAUUACUGCAGUAAGAGGGAAGGGUGUUUCUGAAAUUUCUUUUGAAGAAUUGCUGCAAGCCCUAAAACAUGUCAUAGACAAUAUUUAUCCGAUGAGAUUCAACUCCCUUACUGCCGUUUUCAACACUGUAACUGCAGGUUUGCCCUGUGUGUGCUCCCAAAUAAGUCAGUGCAAAGGGAAUAAUGUAAUCCAUAUUUAAGAGUUGAAAAGCUCAUCAUUUAUUUGCAGCGUAGAUUUGACUGCAAGUACCUGAUGUCUCUGUUUGGUGCAGAUCUGCAAACUAGAUUGGAAACAUUGGAAAUCUUAGUCUGUGAUGGAGAUUACUUUCAUAUAAACUGUGGGUGACUAGUUUUAGAUUGAACCAUUGUGAUAGAAAUUAAGUCAGAUGAGCUGGUGAUCAUUAUGUUUGUAGCAUGAAUACUUACGAGGUGCACCUGCAUUCUUUAAAAUAACAUGCAAGUGACGUCCUCUGAUAAAAGGUAUACCAUCUGUUCUCGAUGUGGGCGUUCACAUUCAGAAAAUUUAUUGCAUCGCUGUAAAUAAUAUGUGGAUUGGACAAGGUAAAAAUAUGGUAUAUUCAUCUGAAUUAUCUUCAUGUAUUUGCGUUUGAUUUUCAAAUUUGAACAAAAUUAUAUGCUUUAUUUUUAUACUGGGAAUUGUGGUUUAAAUCGUGCCUUUCUCUUUGUUUUAUAAUGAAAACUGGGAAUAUUAAUCAGUAAAGUGUUCUUGAAUUCAAUUGUUCCCCAACUGUUUUUGUCACUAUUAAAAUUUGAUAAUGACUGGGUUCUUUUAAUGAGCAGGAACCAUGUUGUAAAAUGCCCCUUUUUCAAUGCUGUGUCAUGCUCUUCUUCUGUGAUAAUUCAAUUAUUAAAUGUAGGUCAGAUGCAGACAGUGCAAUUAAUGGUCUCCUGUUAGGGGAAGUUGCCUUGUAUUCCCAAAAUUCCAUCAAAAUGAUGCAUUUCUUUUGCAGUUUUUUAGUAACAGAUAAUGACCCAAAAUUUCCAGUAAUAAUUCAUCGAUAUGCACCGUAAAUCAUGCUGUUCCAUAAGACAAACUUGGCAUUGAAACAUAUUCACAUUUCCUUUUUCUGGAAAUGUGGAUAUCCUGUAAUGACUAAUACAGCAAGACUCAACUUGCAAGUCAACCUUUAGGGAAUCCUGCACAAGGACUCCAAAGUCUCUUUGCACCUCUGAUUUUUGAAUUUUCUCCUUGUUUAGAAAAUAGUCUACAUCAGUACUCCUUCUGCCUAAGUGCAUGACUAUACACUUCCCUACACUGUAUUCCAUUGACCACUUCUUUGCCAAUUUUCUCAAUCUAAGUCCUUCUGCACACUCCCUCUUUCUCAACGCAAUCUGCCCCUCCAUCGUAUUGUCUGCAGCUUAGCCACAAAGCCAUUAAUUCCAUCAUUCAAAUCAUUUACAUAAAAUAUGAAGAGAAGCCCUGUGGAACACUACUAGUCACCAGCAGCCAACCAGAAAAGGCUCCCGUUAUUCCCUCUCUUUGCUUCCUGCUAGUGAUCCAUUCUAGGAUCUUUCCUGUGAUACCAUGUGCUCUUAAUUUGUUUAGCAAUCUCAUGUGAGGCACCUUGUCAAAAGUUAUCGGAAAAUCCCAGAAAACAACAUAACUGACUCUCCUUUGUCUAUCCUGCCUGUUAUUUCCUUAUAGAAUUCCAAAAGAUUUGUCAGGCAAGGUUCCCCCUUAAGGAAAUCAGGGUGAAUCAGGUACAAGAAAGAGAAUGUGCAGGAUUACUAAUAUAAAAAUGAAAAAGUUAUAGACGUAAUCAACAGUUUUGUCAGUUGUUAGGUGCUUUCUACAUUACACGAUCCUAUUUAAAUCAGUUGCUUGGAAGAUAAGUUGGUAACUUAUUACACCAAAAAUUGUCACAGUAAAAAUGCUAUCACUUUGAUCAAUGGCAUGCACAAGAUCAUCAGUGCGCUAUGUUGCACACAAUAUACUCACAGUGACAAAGUGUUUUGAUGGGAUUGGCUGGAAAUAUAUCAAGAGCACAUAAAAUUUAUUUUAUUUACCUAUUUUUGAACACAUGAAUUUAAGUACAUCCAUGGGUCAAUUAAAUUGAUUAAUGGUUUUACACAAUAAUAACUUUUGAUGAUGAAAUGCCCCAGUCUGUUUACAUUUCAUAGGCUUAUUUGUCCAUGCUGCAGCAAUGAAGAUAUUGCUUUCUCUCUGUUACUUUUGUCAUUGUUUUAUAAUCCUGUGCAGUGGGAACGCAGGUAGCCCAUUUAGUCCCUCAGUUGCUCUGCCAUUUAUGAACUUUAGGCAUAGAGUGAUACAGCACAAAACCAUACCCUUCACCCCAUCACCCCAACCAGUAAGAAUCUAGACCUGGAGUUCCUAACCAUUUUUAUGCCAUGGACCCCCUACCAUUAACUGUGGAGUCUGUGGACUGCAUUCUAGACUAAUCCCAUUACUUGGGCUGCAGCCUUCUAUGUCUCGGUGAGAUGUGUACUAUCGAGAACAGGGGUGGCCAACCUUUUCCAUUCCAUGCAUCAGUUUUUUCACGCAUGAGUUCAGAUGCGCCAUACAACUCUUGUACCCCCAUUCAAUUCUUGUAAAACUAUGUUAAUAUAGACAUAUUUAGCAUUUUACAUGAUGCAUUGAUUUAAUAUAAGAACAAGAUAAACAUUACUUACCUUAAUGAGACUUUUAACAAAUAUAUUUUGUCUUCUUUUGACUGCUUCCUUUUUGUUAAUCACAUAUUCUUUCCACAACUCAGACCCAAGCACUAGCUUCGUUUUUCCUUCUAUUUCAGUCUGAUAUUGUGCUUUAUAGUGUCAAUUAAGAUCAUGACUUCCAUUAUGUGAGGAAGUGUUUUCACAAACAAUGCACAACGGUUUUCCUGACGGACCCGCUAUAAAUAAGAACUCAUUUUCCAACUGUUCAUUGCGCCAUUUCUAAUCAUACACCACAGGUUGGCCAUCCCUGAUCUAGAAGCUUAAGAUGUUAUGAGAUUAUCUGCUUCCAUCUCCUGUGAGACAGUACAUUUCAGAUCUCAGUUAGCCUCCAGGUCAAAAAAUUAUUCCUCAAAUCUGCCCAUUUCCUUCCUCUUACAUUAAACAUACACCUUCUAGCUCUGCUACGAGGAAAAGUAUUUUAUACUCCACCUUAUCUGUGCCCCUCCUAAUUUUGUGUGGCUCAGUUUACCCUUCCGCUUUCUCCUUAUCAACAAACUCUACUGACCCAGGCCCUCUUCAUAAUGAAAAUCCUCCAUCCCAAGCAACAUUUCAGUAAAACUCCUCUGCAUUCUCUCCUGUGCAUCCUGUGAUGGGCUCAUCAAAACUAUAUACCUCUGUGGACUAACCUAUGCCUUAUGUAUUAUCAUGGUGCUCUUGUAUUUUACAUCCUAGCUCAUGAAGGCAAGUGUCCUGUUUGCUGCCCUCAGCAGCGUAUGUUGCCUCUCUCAGAAAUACUUGAAUCCCUCUCUUUCAAAAUAUUCCUUAGGACACCACCCCAGGGGGUAUCUUCCUACUUAAUUAAAACUCCCAAAAUGCAUUGCCAUACUCAGGUUAAAUUCCUGACCCUAUAUACCUAUUAUCCAUUGAUAUCUUUGGUUAUCAAAAUUCCUUUAUCAACUAUAGAUUUAGAGUAAACAGUUGGCCUAACAAUUGCAAUAAUGAGUAACCAACGGUUCCGUGGAGAUUUACUGUGUGACAAUAAUGCACAAGUUGGUGUGGCUCUUGACUUCCUCACCUGUCCAUUGUAAAACAAAAGUCUCAAAUGUGGUGAUGCUCAGGCACUAGUCCAUCCACUUCCGCACCCCACCACUGAAUUUGACAAAGUCCAGGGCAGAAUAUUGAACUGAAGGGCUGGAUAACUUUCUAACCAGCCCCUCAGUGUAGGGCAACCUUAUUGCUGAAUGAGAACACCAUUCAGGACUGAAGCAAUAAAUGGAUUAAUUUUCUCUAAUCCUCAUGUUAAUUAAUUUCUGUAAUUGUGUUUAAGUAAGUUUAUUUUUGAUGACUUUGUUUCUUUAGUUGUUUCAAAUGACUUUUAUAGAGCAAUGGAUUUUUGACAUAUUUAAAUGUCUACUGCAAUAAAUUAUUACUGCAAUACUG